Molecule: messenger RNA, 1009 nt
Organism: Monodelphis domestica (gray short-tailed opossum)
Lineage: Eukaryota; Metazoa; Chordata; Mammalia; Didelphimorphia; Didelphidae
Gene: GNRH2
Product: gonadotropin releasing hormone 2
Biological process (GO): multicellular organism development
Cellular component (GO): extracellular region
Molecular function (GO): hormone activity
Source: RefSeq, a predicted model, not a curated record
AAGGGAAAUCGGGGCGGAGCCAGUCCUGGAUAAAUACUCCCAGUGGCCAGCCCAGGAGUCAGAGUCUCUGCUGCCAUCACCCAAGCCAGGAGUCUGAGCCCACUCCCAGGCCACCUAGAGAGAAUCACCACCAUGUCUUGUCUACGGCCUCUUCUACUCUUAGCAUUGCUGGUCGUUGGCACUCAGCUUGCUUAUGCUCAACACUGGUCCCAUGGCUGGUAUCCUGGGGGGAAGAGGGCCUUAGAUGAGAUCCCAGCCCUAGAGACCUCCGAAGAAGGGAAGGUGUGUAAUGGUGGUGAGAGAUCCCUGCUAAAGACGCUGUUGGCUGAUGUUCUGGUUCAGCAACAACAGGAGAAGUGACCCAAGCUGGCAUCCUUUCCCUCCAGGCUGUUGGCAGACACCUUGCCCUCCACUUCUGAGAGUUCCCAAUGUUCUUUCCAUUUUGGUCAUGGAUGUCUAUCCUUUGCCCGUGUGAGUCCCUGAAGGACAGGGGUUUUGCCAGGUCAAACUUUGUAGCCCCAGAAUAUUACUUACACUAGAUCAUGAAUAAAUGUGUUGGGUUAUACAAGUUCUCUUCUAUUUCACUAAUGAUCUUAUCUGCUCUCAGGGUUUCAAUGAUCUCUAUAAAGAUGGCCCACAGAUCUACUUGCCCAGUCCUAACCUCUCCCUCAACUUCCAGGCUCCCAUUUCCAAUUGCCCAUUAGACAUUUCAUACUGGAUGCCCUCUAGACAUCUUAAAUUCAAUGUGUCCAAAAUUGAAUUCAUUAUCUUCCCCCACAAACACUCCCCUAUCCCUAAAUUUCCUAUUACUGUUGAGGGGACCACCAUUGUCCCAGGUCCCCAGGCUCAAAACUUAGAUGUCAUCCUCAACUUCCCACUCCCCCAUACACAUCCCCAUAUCCAAUCAGAGGUCAAGUCUAUCAUUUCAACCUUUGUAAUAUUUCUCAUAUAAGACCUCUUCUCUCCCCUAACCCUGGUACAGGCCCUCAUUCGCUCACACCUGGAUUAU